Messenger RNA from Ostertagia ostertagi, 486 nucleotides. Lineage: Eukaryota; Metazoa; Nematoda; Chromadorea; Rhabditida; Trichostrongylidae. The record is from the annotation of a GenBank genome assembly.
AUGGCAGGCAUUCCGGGAGCGGGCAAAAGCACUUAUGUAAAAGCUUCCAUUCAAAACGGACAGUUUCCGCCGGAUGCCUUUAUACUCAACCCCGACCUUGUGAUGGAAGCCUUGCCGGGUUACCAGGAAGACUACCUUGUACAUGGUGCCGUUGCCGCAUUCAGCCGCUGGGAAAUACCGGCACGCGCAUUGGCUGAUGACCUGUUAGAAACCGCUAUCAGCCUGCAUCUGGAUAUCAUCCUAGAUAUGGGUGCUGCCCGUAAAGAAAACUAUGAAUUGAUACGGCGACUCAAGGAAGUUGAAGGCUACUAUGUGCAAAUGUACUGGUUACACAUCCCUAUAGAAACCGCAUUGGCACGUAUCGCCAGCAGGGACCGGUUUACACCGGAAUCAAUGGUUCAUGAGCGCGCCGCUGCGCUCGCGUUACUUAGGCCGGCAUACGAACAACUCGCAGAUACCAUUACUGAUAUUCACCUACACCAAUAA